This is a messenger RNA of Ruditapes philippinarum (Manila clam), 1145 nucleotides long. RefSeq names its product NXPE family member 2-like. The coding region runs from base 102 to 1145 and encodes 347 amino acids. The transcript is spliced from 6 exons. Lineage: Eukaryota; Metazoa; Mollusca; Bivalvia; Venerida; Veneridae. The record is from RefSeq and is a predicted model, not a curated record.
AUUAACUUGAAAUUUGAAACUUGUUUUCAAAGGGAGAGAUAGAAACCGUGUUUAAACGCAAACAUAUAGUGAUAGGAUAUAGAAUACAUUUACAUUGCCUGAUGGCGAAGCUCGCACUAAAUGUGUGGAAAUACGUGAUCGGAAUAGUAGUAUUAGCCAUUCUGUUGAUGGUUUAUAUGUUCACAGAUACUUUAGUAUACAGCUUCCAUAUUCGACUAUUUCCGGCAGCAGCGGUAACAUGGGAACCAGAAUUAAGUUUAAAGCGUUACUCUUAUGACGUGAGUGACCCUAGUGGUGCAAGGUUUUAUAACAUUAUACUGGAGGAAGAAGCUCUCAAAAUUAAACCAUGCAUAGAUGUAAAUCUGUCGGCAUCGUUAAAGCAUUCCUCUCUGUCUUUUAUAGAAUAUAAAGACCAACCAUACAAUAUUGGUGAUGAAAUCACCAUUCUUGUUACAAUGAAGGAUGGAUAUGGUAAACGAAUAAUGUUUGGAGGAGAUCAAUUAAGAGGAACGAUAGAGAACAAACAAUUGCAAGCAUCCGCUCCCUGUGUGGUCACCGACAAUAUGAAUGGUACUCAUUCUGUGACAUGUGAAGCAUUUUGGUCAGGAACGUCUUCAAUAAUCGUAGUUCUUGCUUAUCCAAGAGAAAUAAUUGCGACAAAUUACCGUAUAAGGACUCAGGUUUUAGCUACGAGAAACAUUUAUGGGUUAUUCAAAAGUCGAAAUUACCAAGAAGAUAUGACUUGUCAUCCGAACCAUACACACCUGAUUAAGAACACAAAUUAUACAGAACUUUGUAACUUGACUUAUAUGAACUCCGGUAUGCCGUUUUAUUGUGGAAAACCAAAGGAUGAACAUUUGCUGUGCCAAGACUGGGAGCAAGUACGCACGCAUACACCUUAUCCUGAACUUCAAUUGAGUGAUUGUGAGGACACAUUAUUAAAAAGAGGCCAACCGACACUGGAACAAAGAUUAAAUGUCUCGAUAGGAAACGAAGACAAGGCAAAACUAACUAUUGAAAAGCCAUCAAUACCUUGUUCACAAUACAACAUCACAAAACUUUGGCAAUCUAGAAAAGCAACAGGGUUUUUCUAUAAUGGGAAAUGGAACUUCAGAAAUUGUUUAGGUAAAAUUGAUAAAUAUUGA